ACUUGUAAUAAUCGACUCUUCACUUUUCCCUUAAAAAAAAAACCCCCCAAAUCUCUGAAACCAACAAGCCACAAGUUAUGGCGGCUCUCUCUUCCGCGCAGUCUUGCCGUAUUUAUUCUUCUUUGCCUUCUUCUUCGUCGUCGUCGUCGUCAUCGCUGAAUUCGCUUCAACGCAUUGCCGUUUCGUCUCCGGCGACGAAACGUUUUCUUCCGGCCAAGGUUUCUCUGCAAUCGCAACCGGUUUCGCAUCGCAAUGUCGUCCGAAUGCAGCAGGAUGGUGCAGUGGCUACAACGGUGACGGCAGUUGGGAAUGACACUCCUUUCAACAAAUUGAAAGAAGGGCUUCUUUCGGUCACAUCCUCGGAGGAAUCUAAAGAGGCAGCUGGCGUUGAUGAUGACAAUGGAAAUGAAUCAACGGUCAGCAUUACAGUUGUUGGGGCCUCUGGGGACCUUGCUAAAAGGAAGAUAUUUCCUGCACUUUUUGCACUUUAUUACGAGGAUUGCCUCCCCAAGCAUUUUACUGUGUAUGGCUACGCGCGAAGUAAGAUUACUGACGCAGAACUUAGAAACAUGGUUAGUAAGACCCUCACUUGCAGAAUUGAUAAAAGGGAAAAUUGUGGCAAAAAGAUGGACCAGUUUCUUAAAAGAUGUUUCUACCAUUCUGGUCAGUAUGAUUCACAGCAAAACUUUGUAGAUCUAGACAAGAAACUAAAGGAACAUGAGGCCGGUCGGGUUUCUAAUCGCCUCUUCUAUUUGUCGAUUCCUCCAAACAUAUUCAUAGAUGCUGUAAGAUGUGCAAGCAUGUCAGCUUCCUCUGGUAAUGGCUGGACCAGGGUCAUUGUGGAGAAGCCCUUUGGUCGAGAUUCAGAAUCCUCUGCUGCUUUGACAAAAGCCCUUAAGCAAUACCUAGAAGAGGAACAAAUAUUCAGAAUAGACCACUACUUGGGAAAGGAGCUAGUGGAAAACCUAUCUGUUCUCCGUUUCUCUAACCUUAUUUUUGAACCUCUAUGGUCAAGGCAGUACAUAAGGAAUGUCCAAUUGAUAUUCUCUGAAGAUUUUGGCACCGAAGGUCGUGGAGGGUACUUCGACAAUUAUGGUAUAAUAAGAGACAUAAUGCAGAAUCACCUGCUGCAGAUACUAGCCCUCUUUGCAAUGGAAACCCCUGUUAGUUUGGAUGCAGAAGAUAUCAGAAAUGAGAAGGUAAAAGUUCUACGUUCAAUGAGGCCGUUGCAACUUGAAAAUGUGGCUGUGGGGCAAUAUAAAAGUCACACAAAAGGUGGUGUCACUUACCCAGCCUACACAGAUGACAAGACUGUACCCAAGGACAGCUUAACUCCAACAUUUGCGGCAGCUGCCCUCUUUAUAGAUAAUGCAAGAUGGGAUGAUGUGCCUUUUCUAAUGAAGGCCGGAAAAGCAUUACAUAAUAAAAAGGCUGAGAUAAGAGUACAGUUUAGGCAUGUUCCUGGCAACUUAUACAACCGAAAUUUCGGGAUAGAUCUUGAUCGAGCUACAAAUGAGCUUGUUAUUCGUGUACAACCUGACGAAGCUAUUUAUCUGAAGAUCAAUAACAAGGUCCCUGGUCUGGGAAUGAGAUUGGGCCGCAGUAACCUAAAUCUUCACUAUGCAGCGAGAUACUCAAAAGAGAUUCCGGACGCUUACGAGAGGCUAUUGCUGGAUGCUAUUGAAGGGGAAAGAAGGUUGUUUAUCCGAAGUGAUGAAUUGGAUGCUGCUUGGGCACUGUUCACACCUUUGUUGAAAGAGCUUGAAGAGAAGAAGAUAAUUCCCGAGUACUAUCCGUACGGUAGUAGAGGUCCUGUUGGGGCCCAUUAUCUUGCAGCAAGAUACAAUGUGAGGUGGGGUGAUGUUGGUGUAGAGCAAUGAAGCUGUUACUUCCCAAAUCAGUAUGAAAUUGGAGUUAGAAGUAGAGGGGUCAGUCAGUGCUUGAUGUUUGUGGUUCGCCAGCAAUACAAGGACUAGAACUAGUGAGCUUUUUUAAGUCGUCCAAAGUUCUGAAGUGGUAGAAGCAAGAGGAAAGAAGAAAAGACGAGAAAAUGUUGAUAGAAAAGAGUUUAUGAGUUUUCUUAACAGUUAACACAAUAAUUGUGACUUGAGAGCAACACGCUAGUGAGGAGCGGGAAUUUCUUUUGCCCUGAUUUCUCAAGUUUCUCAUAUAUAAAGGGGACACCGAUCUUCAGGUCAAUCAUAAAAAUGAGAGAAGACUCGAUGAGAUUGAGAGGUGUGUGAUUUUCUCUUGUAAACAACUUCUCGUUAUUGGCAUGCUUUCAAAAGUCGUCUGGAUGGUUUACUGCUCAUGACUUGAGGUAGCACCUGGUCUCUUUGCCUUUUGCAUUAAGAGCUGCCAGAAGUCAAGCCAGUGCCCCGCUGCCUUCUCACGGCUUUAUCCAUCUCGCAUAAAUGGUUACGAGAAUUUAGAAACCAUAGCUUAUAUUGGAGGGAAAAGUGAACUACGUAUGAUAGCCAAUCUUCAAAGCAAUGUUUGUUUCAUG
Morus notabilis is the source of this 2506-nucleotide messenger RNA. RefSeq names its product glucose-6-phosphate 1-dehydrogenase, chloroplastic. Gene Ontology annotation, cellular component: chloroplast stroma. Bases 78 to 1880 code for a protein of 600 amino acids. The record is from RefSeq and is a predicted model, not a curated record. Gene Ontology annotation, molecular function: NADP binding; glucose-6-phosphate dehydrogenase activity. Lineage: Eukaryota; Viridiplantae; Streptophyta; Magnoliopsida; Rosales; Moraceae. Gene Ontology annotation, biological process: pentose-phosphate shunt, oxidative branch; glucose metabolic process. The transcript is spliced from 10 exons.